Molecule: messenger RNA, 567 nt
Organism: Pistacia vera
Lineage: Eukaryota; Viridiplantae; Streptophyta; Magnoliopsida; Sapindales; Anacardiaceae
Product: glucosidase 2 subunit beta-like
Exons: 5
Coding region: 1-567 (188 amino acids)
Biological process (GO): N-glycan processing
Cellular component (GO): glucosidase II complex
Source: RefSeq, a predicted model, not a curated record
AUGAUCAAAAACUCGAUUCCUCUUAUUCUGAUUUCUAUCUGUUUCCAACUCGUUUUUGUUCACUAUCAGAAGUACUUUUCGUCAGAGAUUAUAAAGUGCAAAGAUGGGUCCAAGUCCUUCACCAGAGACCGUCUUAACGACAAUUUUUGCGACUGUAUUGACGGAACUGACGAGCCGGGAACUUCAGCUUGUCCAGAUGGCAAAUUUUAUUGUAGGAAUGUGGGAAGUACACCUCAGUUCAUUUUCUCUUCUCGUGUAAAUGAUCAUUAUUGUGAUUGCUGUGACGGAAGUGAUGAGUACGAUGGCAGCAUCAGGUGUCCCAACACUUGUGUCAUGGGAGGGAAUGUUGAGUACAAACAUAGUAAUUACAUCUCUACAGUCAAUGAUCUGGACUCUAUUGAUGCAAAAGAAACAAAAAAUCGAGUGAAUUUGGAGGAUUUAAUCCAGAAGCUUGAAGGGUUGAAGAUAUUCUUACUUCUGCAGGUCGGUGUGGUUCUCAUUAGUUUUGUGAUGAUUUUUCGGAUAAUUCAUCGCCGUUUUAGAUCUAGAAGAAGGCAUCAUCGAUGA